Diachasmimorpha longicaudata is the source of this 1571-nucleotide messenger RNA. RefSeq lists its product as uncharacterized. Lineage: Eukaryota; Metazoa; Arthropoda; Insecta; Hymenoptera; Braconidae. The transcript has 4 exons. The record is from RefSeq and is a predicted model, not a curated record. The coding region runs from base 145 to 1413 and encodes 422 amino acids.
CGUAGACAGGAAACUGGCGAGGCAUGAAAGAACAAAAACUGGCCAAUCCUACCAGGGAAUAGCAGAACAUAACAGACAGCCGAGCAAAGCACAGGUCUCAGAGACAACCAUUGCUAUCACCCUUGUUUUGAUCGUGACGCAAGUAUGACAAGUACUGACAAGAAUUUGUUAGCUUCGGUGAGUUCUAAAUUCACUGAAGAAACCCUACGAAGUGUUUUGGUAAGACUGACUGGUGACCUGGGGGCUGUUGUUUCCGCUUGGAAUGUUGAACCUGCCGCUGGAAAAGGCGAUAAUUACCUUUCGGUUGUCAGUCGUGUAACAAUCGGCGGAAAAGUUCAUGGAAAACCAGUGCAAAGUACUGUUAUCGUCAAAGCCAUUCCCACAAACAAAACGCGUAAUUUGAUAUUCAGAAGUAAGGACUAUUUCAAGAAUGAAACUGCUUUUUAUACUAAGGUCAUUGCUUUAUUUGAAGAAUUCUUGACGAAGAAAGGCAAGCUUGAACUUCUGAAUGUUCCGCGAUGCCUAGGUUAUUUCGAGGACGGGGAGAACGAUUUUAUCGUAUUAGAAGAUGCCAAAGCCAAAGGAUUUGCCGGUAUUGACCGGCUAAAGGCCUGGAAAUAUGAGGAUUGCAAGGUCAUCUUCAAAGCCCUGGCUCAAUACCAUGGAAUCUCAUUGGCUAUUCUGCAACAGCAUCCGCAGGAGUUGCUCAAUGCCACCAAAGAUCUUUCAGAACCAUUAUUUAGUGACAAGUACUGGGAUUGGUAUGGAAGAUACUAUACCUUGAGUAUUAAUGCCGCUCAAGAUGCCAUGGCCAAAGAAUAUCCAGGAACUCCGCAGGAGGAAAAAUUCCGUACCAUGACGUCUCGUAAAUUGUUUACCAAGUGCGUUGAAUUAUUAGAACAUAAGAAUAAAUCAGUUUUCGUGGUGAAUCACGGGGAUUCAUGGGCUACAAAUUUCAUGACCCGAACGCUUCCCAAUGGAGAGCAGGACGCCAUAAUCUUCGAUUUUCAAUUGGCUAGGUGUGCCAGCCCUGUCCACGAUCUUGCCUAUUUUGUUUACACAGUAACCGAUAAAGAUACGAGAGACCAAUAUUUCCAGAGUCUGCUUAAAUACUAUCACGAUGAAAUGGGACAAACUAUGGCACAGCUGGGUGCCAAUAUCGAUGGAAUCUUUCCCUUCGAUGUGUUUAUGAAAGAGGUGAAAGAACAAUUCGUUUUCGGUUUUGCGUUUGGUUUGGAGACCCUACCGAUGUCGAUGCUCUCUGCGGAAGAAUCAUUCGAUCUGGACGAAGCAAAAGAAGGUGAAACAUUAAAUAUUGCCGAUGUCUGGGCUCUGAAACCCACCGAGAAUAAGGUGAACCGCCGCCGCCUUGCCGACGUUGUUAAACACGGCAUAGAUCAAGGUUUUUUGUAAACAAUGAGUGCCUCUCUAAUGUAAUUAUUUUAUGUAAAUUCCUUAGCCAAUUUUAAUAUAGGUGGAAUCUCAUUGUUAUUAUGAUAGAGCAUAAUUUGAACUUUGAUAAAAUGUAGUUUAAAUAUGAAAAUAUAUUCGUAUUGGACUCUUUAAAACAA